ACAUGCAAAACGAAUUGCAGACAGCUAAUAGCAUGGGUGCAUUCCUUCAAACAUGUAAGGUACUUUGGCAUCUCGAUGUCUUCCGGCGAUCAUUCCGUCAAUUACAAAAGCAUAACUGCAGCGGUAAGGAUUGCAUUUUCUGCGCUCUAAAGGAAUUUUUUACAAAGUUGCAAACUAGCUCGGAGCCUGCGCUUUGUCCAAUGGCAUUGCGGCAAGCGCUGACCAGUGAACCAUUGGCCAACCGUCGCCUUCCUUGCAGAAGCCUUGGUGACGCAGCCGAGUGUUUCGAGCUGUUGCUGCACCGUGUACACAAGAAAUUGUCUAUGACAGAUGGAGACACUUGCGAAGCGCCCCAGUGUAUUGUCCACCGACGGUUUGCGAUGCGUGUUGUCGAACAAAGCAUAUGCGAGUGUGGGUCCAGUUCAGAAAAACUACCCUUCACACAGAUGGUGCACUAUGUCUCAGCAUUAGCGCUAACUUCCCAGAACUUAUUUUCCAAGCAGCAUCAGCGAAGCAUCUCAUUCGGCCAUUUGCUGCAACACGCGGGCAACAUGGGUGAUAUACGGGACUGUUCGAGCGGUUGUGGGGCCAAAAUCGCCAUCCGGCGUACUCUUCUGAACCGGCCUGACGUUGUGUCAAUUGGUGUGGUAUGGGACUCGGAUCAACCUCAAACGAAUCAGUUGCAUGCGGUUUUAAAAGCGAUCGGUACUUCACUUCCCUUAUGCGACAUGUUCCAGCUGGUGUCUGAUGAGCGACGGGUUCAGAUGGCACACCAUGAGUUGGUGUGUGUUGUGUCAUACUUUAGCAGGUGCUAUAUCACCUUUUUCUUCCAUUCGAAACUACGUGUAUGGGUAUCCUUUGAUGAUACGAAUGUGGAGGAAGUUGGUCCGGACUGGGAGAAGGUGGUUGAUAAAUGUUCCCGUGGACGCUAUCAACCUAUUUUACUGUUAUACGCACUACCACAGCAUCAAUUUCUGCCUGCAAUUGUUACUCCUCAACAGCAGGAGUUACAAGAACAAAAGCAACAUUUUACAGCACAUCCCCUUCACCGUCGAGCUUUGACACCUAGCCCGAAGAAGAUGACGAUAACGUCUAGCGUACGACGAGCGAUCACUCCCAACCCGAACGGGUCUCUGCCAAUUGGCGACUACCAAAAUACAACUAUAACACAGGGGAAACAAAAUUCUUUCAUCGAGAUCUGCAAACCAGCCACGGAUAAAGAUAAUACAGUUUAUACCUGUCACAGGACGGCACACAGCCUGUUGAAUGCCCAGUACCAAAACAUCUCUAUAGUUCAGGAUAAAAUAUUUUCUUCGUUAGACUUGCCAAAAUCUGACAUUGUUUAUCAGCAACAACGGCAGGAGCAGGUACAGGAACUGCAACAGAUGCAUCGAGUACUGAACAGUGUUGGGAGACAACCAUCAGGACCGAGUCUACAUCACAAGUUGCGUAUCGAGUCGGGUGCAGCAAUACCGGAGCUUGUUCCUAUUAGCACUUCGAAUCGUUUUUCCAUCAAUACGUCGUAUAGAGAUUGUUUUUCUAUGCCCGAUCAUCUUAAUAAAUCACGACGGCGUGACUCGGGUAAUUGGAGCGGUGAUCGCAAUUCGGCUUCGUCGUCCUCCUCAACUACAUUAGACAACCCGUAUUUGUAUUUAUUGGGUAAGCGUCAAAUUGGCAAUGUCCCAAGCAACCCUAAACGCAGCAUCAGUCAAAUAGGAGAAGUCAGCGGAUCGAAAUGUGGUAGCAAUAGUGCAGUACCAGGAAAAGUUGGGUGUUGCCAAUUCUAUGAUGCCGGCUAUGAUUCGUUUUCUCUUUCUUCGACCGACUCCUUUCCUUCAAAAUAUCAGCCAGGCUGUAGCGGCUUCAGCGUCCCCUCUUCAGUUUGCUCGUCUACGCUCGGGCUAAUCGGGACCAACGCUAUAGCAACAUUGGUGGCCACACCUGCAGCCAAGAUGACUGAAUCAGUUGUUCUAUCUGGCGACUGUGAGAAGCUAUGCUUAGAGGCGGACCAGCUUUUGAACAAGUCGAGGUUGCUUGAAGACACCCAUGAUCUCCAGACUGCAUUGGUGCUGUGUAAUGCGGCCGCAACUAAAGCACGUACCGCCAUGGAUGCACCUUACAGCAAUCCUCACACAAUGACGUUUGCACGCAUGAAGCACAAUGCAUGUGUUAUGCGUGCGCGUUCGUUGCAACGUCGUAACUUGAUAGACAAAGGCAGUGAAAUGAUUAAAGAACAGCAAAUAGAGCAAAUGCACCACCAACGAUUUCACCAGCCACUACAGGAGUUCCACGCGCUUGCUGGUGCCGGAAGGUCUGGACUUGUACACCGAGCACAGAAAAAGCAGGACAAAUUUUUACUGGCCCGAGGACCGACGUCUACCUCAAGUUCGAUGUCUACCAACGGCAUGCUUAGUGAUAUACCCAUGAAAAACAUCGAAAUAUACGCUACACUACCAAAAAAGAAAGCCCAACUGAAUCUUAUAAAAACCGAGGACCCUGAACUGGAGAGAGCUGAUGAAGUAAAGCAGCAGUUAGAAAACCGUAGCCGUCGCUCUACCAGUCGUUCUACAGAUAAGCAGGACAUAGUUAAGGAUUGCAAAGAAAAACGCAGCCGGAGUGAAGAUCGAAACGAAUUUAUAUCAUCAGCGGUAUCUUCUCCAAGGACAGUCACUCUAGCGUAUAUCGAUACGGGUACAGUGAGCGAAAAAAAUACCCUGCGAACACACAUACAAGAUAAAGAUACGAAGGAGAAAGAGAAAGAAACAAAAUUGGGUAAGAAGCAGCACAAGAUUCGGAGAAAACUGCUAAUGGGUGGUUUGAUUCGGCGUAAGAACCGAUCAAUGCCCGAUCUUACUGACACAGCAAGCACCGAUGGUGGUUUGUCGAGAGCGGCGUCUUCAUGUUCCACCGAUGUCCCAAAAAAAUCAGAUAUUAUUAGUACUAGCAAUAUUGGAGAAGCACCGCAUGAAAACCUAUCCAGUGUACACCACCAUUCACUCGACUUCUCUAUACCUAAAGGCUACCUAUCGGCAGGACACUUUGACUAUUAUUCUACAGGGAACACUAACCUCAACCUUGAUCGCGGUAAAGUGAUACGCAAAAGUUUCCAUGGCAGCGUCCGCUCGUUGCCUUUACCGAAAGUACCUCCACCGCCCCCUGUGCGACUUGGAUCGGCUUUGUCGUCCGAGCCAAAUCAACAAACAGCCAAUAGAAUAACAACGACUGUUACUGUCAACAAUGCAUUGGCCCACAAUGUAUCAUCAUCCAUUUAUCAGCAGCAACAUCAGCUACAUGAAGUAGAAACCCCACCCCAUCAGCUGCAACAGCUGCAGCUAAACAGUGUCAACCUACGUCAUCUAGAGUGCGCUUCUGAGCCGACAUCAGCUAUCAACAUUGGUCAUCCAGAAACUACAAGCAGUAGCAUUAAGCCGUUCCACGAAAACAACGUUUCAAAUAUUUCAACUAUGAGCUCCAACACCAGUAAGAGUGAAGAAUCAUGCAAAACGAUUAUAACCACAUGUGCGAUAGUGCACCAGGAGCCAUCACACAUUAGGCCAAUAGACCACAAAUUUACCGUUUCAUCUAUGCUGGCUGAUAAUAGUAGAAAUAUUACAAACAAAUUGGUUGACUCUAUCACUCUAUACCAUAACUCUCACCCCCGUCAUUAUCAACAACAACAGCAGCUUCAGUCAGCUUCUUUUGAUUUACCUCCAUACCCGAGCCCCUUGUCUAGUUCGUGCCAUUCGCGUCAAACAAGCGAAGACUUUCCACCGCCUCCACUUGCUAUUGACAUCGAAUUCAUAAAUGAACAACCUAGUGAAAUUCAGCCCAUACGGGGUGCAGCGACAAAUGCAGCUAUUGGAUAUCUUCAUGCCUACACACAACAUAAUAAAUCACAGGAACAAUCUCAAAAUUAUAUCGAAAAUACAAGCAGCGUCCUAGCACAGCUUCAAACUAUGCAACUUCAAAAACAACAGCACCAGCAUCAGUCGCGUCAGUUGGAGCAGCAUUAUCCGGAUCAUAUGCAUCAUCAGCAGCAAUAUCAGUUUCAGCAACAACAACAGCAACGGAAUCUGCAACAACUACAACAGCAGCAACAGCAACAAAGUUAUUCCGAUUCCUCGAUCAGUUCCUGUGAAAUCCUUCAUGAAACGAAACGAAACUUGUUGAAGGAAUUGCAAUGGAAACAGCUGGUGCUUAAGCAACAACAGCACUUCCGCUACGGGACUGAUGAAAAAUCUAUUCAACAACCGCAAUUUGAUGUAAGUUAUCCUUUAACACAUUCAGUGAACAACAAAGUGGCAGAUGUUCGCAGCGUACGUGAUCUAGCCUCGCGAUUCGAACAAGUUAAGCUAUCAUUUGGAACUGAAAAACAGCAACCGUUGAACGUUAGUAGCGCAACAAACGGUUUGUUAUUCGAUCAUCAACAUAAAUUAGCUCAUCAAAGUCAACUGAAAGAGUCGUCAGGACUUACAACGAUACCGUUGCCCUCUGUUGGGGUAGAUCUGCUCCCCUCGCCAUUAUUUCCAACGAAUUGGGGACUAACAGACGAUUCAGUCACGGAUGUUAAUUGUGGCGAUGAGCUCAAUUGCCCAACAGCUGAUGCAAACUAUCGAUUACAACUGUCCAAGUCGUGCUACGAAAUUGCCCAAAGCCGAAUACAAGAGGAGAUCCGUGAGAUAGAGCUGCAAAAUCAAGUCGUUCAGCAGACAGUAAAUGAUGUUAGUGGUGGUGGUGAUAAUGAUACUAUUAUAGGUUGCAUUUCAUCCAAAGCGACGCUGGGUAGAAAAAAGAAAAAGAGUGUGUCAUUCUGUGAUCAAGUUAUUCUCGUCGCUACUGCUGAUGAAAACGAGAAUGAUGAUUUUAUUCCAAACCAGAUUCUUGAGCAAGUAUUACAAACAGCUAGCGGAAAUGGACAUUGUAAUAAAACGUCUUUCUCUGCAAAAAAUGACAAUCAGUCCACGGAGUCUAGCACGAGCGCAGUUCAAACAUUGUCCACUGUCAUCAAAGAGGAUCACACCAUUUCUUCACCACUGCAUGAGCAGUUGCCUAAUCUGUCAACAAGUAUAACCAGUCACACUAUCAAGCCCGACCCCGAGAUGUUCCCGAGUCCGAGAUGUUCUCUACCGACAUUAUAUCCCCAACCAUCUUCAUUACCGCUGACAGUUUCCUCAGUAACGAGUUCUGAUCCGUCCUAUUAUUUAACCUCAGAUGUCAACAAACAAACCGUCGAAAUGCUGCCACGAUUUCAAAUGUCCUGCGAUGAAACCAUUGGCAAUAUCGAUAACGCUUAUAUGCGCCAACAGCAGGCACCACAAUAUGCUUUUGUUCCACCAAAUGCAUCGUUUUUUAAAGCGAACUUGUUCAAUGCUGCUUUGCCUAAGCCGUCUGCUAUUCGAAAGCAUCAAUUAACUGAACAACAGCUAAAUGGAAAUGAUUCCAGCAAUGAGUUUCUUUUAAAAGAACGCAACAAUGACCCAAGCAUGUGUGGGACGACUUCUCCUUAUAUUAGCAUGCCAUAUAAUCAAGAACCGUUUAACGCAAACAGCUUCAACACCUCGUAUCACACGUCCCUACCGUGUCGCCAUCAGGAGCAUCUAGAAUUGCAACAUCAUGCGAAAGCUGUUAAAGUGGGCUUUCGGACAGCCUCAGAAUCAGCGACCGCCGUAACCACAACCACGAGUACAAGUACAUCAGCACUAAACAAUCCAUCUGUUUUACUAAUUAGUACACGCCAGAAUCGGGCAAACAUGGUACAUCAUCAACAACUUUCGUCUGACUGUGUUCUCAAAUCACCAACCACACAAUCGCCGCAUAUUUAUGUUUCGACUGUGCAACAAAACAACAUUGAAAGAAGAAGUACAAAUGAAGAAAUCAUUCGUCAAAAAAGUCCUCCAGGCAUCACUCAUCAAAACCAACACCGGCAGCAUACUACGUACAAAGCCUUUGGCUACGCGAAACAGAAGCAACAGCAGCAACAUCGGUCCAACAACUCGUUACGAUGCGAAUAUGGCGGGAUGUACGUGACGCCGAGGAAGAUACGACGGCCGGCUAUAGUGAUAGUAACCCAGAUCAUCUCAAGCGAGUGCUGGGUGACGCAGAUUUGUGCCGAUUGCAGCUUGAUCGAGCAGGCAAUUAGUACACCACCACCUCUAGCUUUAGUACUAUUGCGCUCAGAGCGGUCGCAGCGGUACACAGUGUAA
This is a messenger RNA of Anopheles bellator, 6203 nucleotides long. RefSeq lists its product as uncharacterized. The transcript is spliced from 8 exons. Lineage: Eukaryota; Metazoa; Arthropoda; Insecta; Diptera; Culicidae. The record is from RefSeq and is a predicted model, not a curated record. The coding region runs from base 3 to 6203 and encodes 2066 amino acids.